AUGUUCAGACGUACUGUAUAUGAACAUGAUCUUCGGAAUCGAAGUUUUUGUGUUGUUCCCAUCAAAAUAUCAGUCAAAAAUUGUUCAUGGAAUAGAAGGAUAGGAUAUACUUUAGAGAUGUUAUCGUCUGAUCGGAAUGAAGCCAGUAGGAGCACAUUCCACAAAUUCGUAUUUCAAUGGACCGGACCUACAUCUAAAUAUUCCGUAUUGUCAGCGAACGAAGAACAGACUUAUAUUUUCAAAGCAUAUAGUGAAAGUAAGGAUGAAGGUUCACAAGAACAUUAUGCAACGAAUGUUCAUGAAGGUGGUGUUGGGAUGAAAGGUUUACAAAUGCCCAAUACUUCACAUCUUUUGACACUGGUAAGGCCUUGCUUAUAUCUUAAUUAUAGAAAUACUGUAACUAUAUGA
Messenger RNA from Dentiscutata erythropus, 408 nucleotides. Lineage: Eukaryota; Fungi; Glomeromycota; Glomeromycetes; Diversisporales; Gigasporaceae. The record is from the annotation of a GenBank genome assembly.